Messenger RNA from Hydractinia symbiolongicarpus, 1556 nucleotides. RefSeq lists its product as uncharacterized. Bases 539 to 1465 code for a protein of 308 amino acids. The transcript has 2 exons. NCBI's taxonomy places the organism in Eukaryota, Metazoa, Cnidaria, Hydrozoa, Anthoathecata, Hydractiniidae. The record is from RefSeq and is a predicted model, not a curated record.
AACAAAACAAGCUUUAGAUAAUGAUUCCUUUCCAAUGGUGAAUGAUAAAGCAGAUAUUCAGCGCAGUAAAACCGGAUGUCGUAAUUAUUAAGUCUUGCUUUGUUAAUAUUAGGCUCCGCUGCGCGCCUUCGAAUAUCACAAGCUCGACUGAAUACGGAUAUUCGAUUUUACCUUGCUGAAUAUAUGCUUAUUAUAGGGUUAAAAAAAAGAUAAGAAAUAUCUCGAGGAAUUAUUUAGUCAAAAAAUUUAACAGGUAUAGCAUAUAAAAACAAUAUAAAAGAAUAAUAAAUAUUCUAAAAUUAGCACCAUAAACAUCUCGGGGUUUUUCACUAUUAUGGUUUCACUUCGCUGGCUUGUUUGUAAACAAACUUUAAAACAAGAAUGGGUGUUAUAUUCAUAUUCAGCAUGAUGAACAGCCAUGCAUGAAGAGUUUUAACUGUUUCUACAGUAUUUCAUGUUCUUUUUCGCUGUUUCUCGCAGAGGUGAGAAAAAAGAAACGAAAAUAAACAACAAAUAAAGUAAACAACGGUUGUUUUCCAUGAUGCGAAUACUUCACGUAAUCGCUCUUCUUGUUCCACUUGUCACGUGCAAACAUCAUGCUGUGAAAUCAAACGUGACCGAGGCUGCUGAGGAGGCAGACAACGAGGAUAAAGUAUACGUAGGUGGACAUCAACUAGGUAAUGAGCAGGUAGAAGCUCCUGUGGAACAUGAAGAAGAAAACGACGCCCCUGUCGAUGAUCUCCAUGUUGACCAAUCAGAUAACGAAGAGGAGGGUGAUGAACCAAUCAGCCAAGCGCAACAUCAAAAUCAAACUGGAGAUGAGGAAACUGGCGAUGAAAUCGUAAACUUAGAUCAUGAAGGCGAUGCAUUGGCAACUAAAGUGCAACAAGAUCAUGUUGAUAUACCAGAUGGCGAGGUGUCGAAAGAUGUCGAAAUAAAGAAUGCCGAUGCUGAAACAGCAAACGUAGAGAACAGCGAACCAUCAGAAAUUAAUGUGGGCAACGUUGACGGUACAGAAGCUAGUGAAAGUGCACAUGAUGGUUCUAGUGUUGAGGAUAGCGUUGAUUCUUUUAACGACGUUAGAUCACCAAUAUCGGCGUACAGAUCAAAUAAAAGUCAAAACGCAUCAGAAGCUAAGACACCUGAAGUCAUUAGCAAUACAACAAAUUCAGGCAUUGUUGAUUCUAAAAAGACGAAUCAAACCAUCACACCUGCGAAAGAUGUCCCUGUCACCAACCUCACAGCAGUGGAUGCAAAAUCUGAGACACCUGUCGUGCAUGAAGACCCUGAAGAGCGUCCUCUGUCGACUGAAAGCAAACUUUCAUCGCUGAAUCCAAAUCCAACUCCAUCUAACACUGGCAAUAGCACUGACGUUUCUAAAGAAAACACUAAACACACCAACAGACAAUACAUUCGGAAAAAGUUAUCUGCCUCGAGGAAAAGACACCAAUUACAGACUUCCUAAAACAUCUUUGGUACAGUGGUCACUAAAACAGUGAUGGAGAAGUAUUUUAGAUUUGUAAAUAGUUCUGUAUUUUAAAAAACAAUUUUCAACA